Molecule: messenger RNA, 6876 nt
Organism: Sander lucioperca (pikeperch)
Lineage: Eukaryota; Metazoa; Chordata; Actinopteri; Perciformes; Percidae
Gene: drd1b
Product: dopamine receptor D1b
Exons: 1
Coding region: 1583-2965 (460 amino acids)
Biological process (GO): adenylate cyclase-activating adrenergic receptor signaling pathway; G protein-coupled dopamine receptor signaling pathway; vasodilation
Cellular component (GO): plasma membrane
Molecular function (GO): G protein-coupled receptor activity; dopamine neurotransmitter receptor activity, coupled via Gs
Source: RefSeq, a predicted model, not a curated record
UGUGUGUAGCUUCACGCUUCACAUUAUCUGGAUAGAUGGAGCAGUUGUGGCAAGGAUCGUGGCUCACAGCAGGCUGCAGCUGAGCGGAGAGAGAGGAGCGCGCAUGAAAACGGGUCUUGGAGAGACCAGAGUCAUUCCCAUCACUCUCCGCCGGCCAGUCAGACCGCAGACACAUCACAGGGUAACUGAAUGUUGCACAACAGAGGAUGAACCUAAAAAGAGAAGCAUAACGACUGAUAAAAAAAACACCUGAGGACCGUCGCAACAGGGGAGCGUGACUGACUUCCCAUGGAGGGGUGCGCAGAGAGGGUGAGCUCCUUCUCUUUCACUUGGUACGAAGAUACAAGUUGGAUGUAUGCCGAAGAGAUGUUGAUUUUGCGGUACUGAUUAUUUAAAAAAAUUAAUCCGUUCAAUUACUGGAGUUGAUUUUGGAUUUAAUUCUUUUCAAGCUGACCCAAGACGGCGCUGCGGGUCAUGAGCUGUCCACAUUCACAGAGCGGAGCGCACGUUGCUUAGAUUAAGAUUUAGAAAAUAAGAACAUCAAUUGCGCCUCUGUUUCAAAGACGUCAACCCAGGGAUUGCAGUGCCAGAGAUACUUUAGCUGGGCGGCCAAAAUAACUCUUGAAUGUUUCUGAAAGCUGAGCGGUGGUUUUGCUGUGUCCACACAAAUGGGCACGCGAACUAAACCAAAAGGAAAAAAAUACCUCGCAUCUGGAUUACAGCCUCAUGUCAGCAUAGGAAGAGCUGUGAUAUUGAUAUGAGCUUUCCUACAAGUGAUGACUUAGACAUUGAAUAGCCUAUGCAUCUCCCUGAUAUAAAAAGGACAGUUGAGACUUUUGAAUGCUGUUGUCAGCCUAAUUUGUGGCUCACCACUCUGAUGGAAAUGUUGGCUGGAGACUGUGCCAUAUACUAACAGGGAGCUGCAUUCAAAGAAAUGAAAAAAUAAAACACAACACUAAGUAGGCGGGGUGGAUCAUUGUCGAUACAUGCACCAAUAUAAUCACACAGACACGCCUAGAGGAUCAUUAAACAAAUCAGAUAAACGCAGAGCGAAAACCAUCAAUAGAAGUUAUUGAUGAGGUGGUAUAUAAGGCUAAUGAUUGGCCAAGCCUCUGUUUACUCAACAGCUCGGCAACAAUAUGGUGUGAAAGUUUCGCUUGACAGCUGAGGCACCCAGAGAGAGGAGUAAAAGUGCUUUAUGCUAUUGCAUGACUACCGUGCUGACUGGAAAAAUUACUGCAAUCAACAGCUGGAAUAUUCCUCCUCCUCUUCAAACUAGAAUGUCUGCUGCCUGUGCUGCUGCUGCAGGAAUUUUUGGGGGUCACAUUUCAGAAGAGAUCUUUUUGAAAUAUUUAUAGCGGUUCUCAUGCAAGGAUGGUGGUUGUGACAAGAAGCCUAUGGAUGACCCAGUCUGUGGGAGAGCUGGUGCCGAGACAAUUGACCUCCCCACCAGCUACGCCGUCCGUCUAAAACUCCUCCCCAGAGAGGCACAGCUGCUGCAGGCUGGGGAUGUGAUGGGGUGACUGUUGACACCCCCCUCACCCACCCCCUAUCUCACUUUAUUAGCAGUGUAAUAUAAACAAUGGAUCAGAAUUUCUCAACGGUUCAAGAUGGCAAGCAGCUGCUACCAGAGAGAGACUCGUCCAAACGUGUGCUGACAGGAUGCUUCCUCUUCCUCCUCAUCUUCACCACGCUGCUAGGCAACACACUUGUGUGCGCUGCUGUCACCAAGUUCCGACACCUAAGGUCGAAGGUCACCAACUUUUUUGUCAUCUCGCUGGCCAUCUCCGACCUUCUGGUAGCUAUCUUGGUUAUGCCGUGGAAGGCGGCGACUGAGAUUGUCGGGUUUUGGCCGUUUGGUGCUUUCUGCAACGUAUGGGUGGCGUUUGACAUCAUGUGCUCCACUGCCUCCAUCUUGAACCUGUGUGUGAUUAGUGUAGACCGUUACUGGGCCAUCUCAAGCCCAUUCCGCUAUGAACGCAAGAUGACCCCAAAAGUGGCAUGUCUGAUGAUAAGUGUGGCGUGGACCCUGUCGGUCCUUAUCUCCUUCAUUCCUGUUCAGCUUAACUGGCACAAAGCUCAGACCACCAGCUACGCAGAGCUAAAUGGAACAUACAUCGGCGAUCUGCCCCCUGACAACUGCGACUCCAGCCUUAACAGGACCUACGCCAUCUCCUCCUCUCUUAUCAGCUUCUACAUCCCUGUGGCUAUUAUGAUUGUCACUUACACCCGGAUCUACCGCAUUGCCCAGAAACAGAUACGGAGAAUAUCUGCCCUGGAGCGGGCAGCAGAGAGUGCCAAAAACCGUCACAGCAGCAUGGGGAAUAGUUCGAGUAUAGAGAAUGAGAGCUCAUUCAAAAUGUCGUUCAAACGAGAAACCAAAGUCUUAAAGACGCUCUCAGUCAUCAUGGGAGUGUUUGUGUGCUGCUGGUUGCCCUUCUUCAUCCUUAACUGCAUGGUUCCGUUCUGUGAGCCGGACGGUGCCACGGACUUGCCCUGCAUAAGCUCCACCACCUUCGAUGUGUUUGUGUGGUUUGGCUGGGCAAACUCCUCGCUUAACCCCAUCAUCUAUGCCUUCAACGCUGACUUCCGCAAGGCCUUCUCCAUCCUCCUGGGCUGCCACCGGCUCUGCCCGGGGAGCAACGCCAUUGAGAUCGUCAGUAUUAACAACAACAUGGGCGCCCCUACCUUGAACCCCAACAAUCAAUAUGAGCCCAAGGGUCACAUUCCAAAGGAGGGCAACCAUUCAGCCAGCUAUGUGAUCCCCCACAGCAUCCUGUGUCAGGAGGAUGAGUUACAGAAGAAGGAUGGAUGCGGAGGGGAGAUCGAGGUGGGCAUGGUAAACAACGCCCUGGAGAAACUCUCCCCAGCUAUCUCUGGGAAUUUAGACAGCGAUACUGAGGUCACACUGGAAAAGAUCAAUCCCAUAACACAGAAUGGACAGCAUAAAACCUCGUCAUGUUGAGAAAAGGCAAAGCUGGAUCGGAGUACACCGAGGCAUGUAUGUACGCACAAAGGGAAGAAACGCUUACACAGAAGGACAGCAAAAGUAAAAAAAGAGACAGAUAUCUUUAAAAAAAAAUGCCUGACAGGGAAACAGUGAAUGGGAUAUACAGGACCUUAAGACUGUCAACAAAAAUCCACAUGGAAAUACCUACAGAAUGUUUUAAAGUAAAGGCACUUUAUCCUGGAUAUAACUAUCUGCAAAAUACUCUCAGCAUUUAUUGAUGAAAUUGACACAUUUGAUUUGAUGUUGAUAAUGUGAAUAUUAAAGCAGAACACUAGCUAUGUGCACAUGUAUACAUUUUUUUAAUAUUUACAAAGAUGUAUACAUUUGCAUGUGUAUACUGUACAGUACUGACACAGUCCUGGAAGGACAUAAACACAGUAUACAGUGGAGGAAGAUGUAGUAACUAUUAGCAAAAUGUCUUGUAGGUAGGUGUUUUGUAUGUGUUUCAUGCAAGAGAGAGCAAUGUGAGUAAAUUGGUUAUGGGUACAGUAUAAUUAGUUGUUUAUUGCAGUUAUUUCCCUUCAGUAAGUUUUUUAUCAUUGUAAUAUUUUAUUACAAAAUCAAACCACUUGUAAUGCAGUGGUAAUUUAUUUGCGUUAAAACUGCUUCAGACACCAAAGUAACAAUAUUCUGAUUUAAAUUAAAACAGGCAGGGGGCAGAAAAUUGAGUUCAAUACCGUAAGCCAAGUUGUCAUAUAUUUAUAAAUAUUUUAUUUUUACACCACCAUACCUACCCAUGUUAUCUUGCAGUAUCUCCAGAUUGGAAAACGUCACUCCUAUGGUCUACUUUCCUUCCCUUGUAUCCUAUUCUGAUCCAUCCUCAGUCAUGCCCACCUAGGACCAAUCAGACAGGCUCGCCCAAAGUUUUCUCCAUUACUUCUCCUCACUCCCUGUUUUCAUUGGUCUCCCUUCUCUGCUGCUCUUCAGCAAACCCUCUCUAGGGCCCUAAAGUCUUCUCUCCUUUCCAUUUUAUCUUCUCACCGUCUCCUCUGGCAGCCCUUCAUUUUAAGUCUUUACUCUGCCCACUUAAAGUGGUACUGUAGCCUACUUAUGAUUCUAUUUUUGGUUAGUGCUGUCAGUCCAUAAUUAAAAAAGAAUGUAAAUCUGUAAACUAAAACUCCUGCAGUUGGACAGAAGAGGCAGCAGCGUUCAUUCAGCUGUAAUGCAAGUGACAGUGACCUUUUGCAAACUUGAAGAUAUCUGAUUUUGUAAAUUGCUCAUGCUGGGAGCCAAGCUGUGCUGUAGUGGCGAUGUGGAGCAUGCAGUGUGACAGUCGCUCUGUUUGCAGGGGUGGAAUCCAAAACCACCACGAUGAGGAUUACCAAGAUAUCAAACAUAUUUGUAUAACCACUCUUUUUCCAGGCAUCUGCUUUUGUGCUCUAGCAUUUAAAAAAAUAAAAUACAAUUAGAAAUUAACUGUUGAGGUUAGUCAGAAUAAAGCUUUAAAGUUAGUCCCUAUGUUGAAAUUAUUUUAUACCACAUUUGUUCUAAAACUAAAUUUAAAAUAUGUUUUUUAACAGUGCUCAAACAAGCUUUUUAGAUUGAUACAGUAUAUUACAGUUAUUUUACAAAAGAUAAUCGUUUACAAUAGGUAGUUUCACAUUUAAGGUUAAGUUUCAGUUUAAAGUGAGACUAUGUAACAUUUGUAAGUAUUGUAUGUGAUAAUGGAAAAUGCUAAAACAUAGUGUCGCAGUAGUAGAGUCAUCUGUGACUCUGUAAUGUCCAUAAUACAGCUAAAUCCAUCUAUAGUUUGCUAACAUUAGUUAACAUUAGCCACAAUAAGCUACUGGUAAUACCAGACCAAGUAAGGCUUUCCUUUGUAAGAGGAAAAAUGUUAUUUCUUCUUUCAAAAGUUACAUAGUGUUGCUUUAAGUUUACGUUUUAUGCAUUGUAUUUGUAGCCAUUAAAAUCAAACAUAAGGACAAAUAACAUAAGAAUAUGAUAUGCAAAGUCUAUGCGUGGCACACAAUUAUAAAACAUGACUAGCUUUCUAGUCAACGCCUGUAAAGCUACUUUUCUGUUGUGUUUAGUGUUGCUGGGGAAAGAAUGCUCAACAGCAGGCUUUCGGACAUUGUAUGCUGAGCAUCCACCAUGUGCUGCGUGUGUCCAUUUAGGCGUGAAACUGUUGCACAUCAGAGAAAGGAAGAGCUAAUCCAAUAGAAAGCAAUUGGUCUUGAACGAAGCAUUUGAUUUUCCUGCUCUGGAAAAUCCAAUGCUAUCUAGAUGGCAACAAAGGGAGGGGGGGGGGGGGCUUUUAGCUCAAUAUGGGGCUUGGCUUGUGAUACAAAAGCAACUCAUUGUCCUAUCUGCCUCCCUGUCCUCGGCUACUGCUAGCUGCUGCUCCAUUGCUUUAAAACUGACAUUCACGAAGUGGAUUUGGAUUAACCAUCUUUUAUAAUUAAUUAAUUUAAUUAAGAGCCACAAUAUACUAUAACAUCCCUCUUUACUCCUUUGCCUUUUAGAAAUUUUCAACCAUAUCAGCUCAGUAACCCUCCCCUUUCUCUCUUCAUCAGUAAUUUACUCCCUAAUUUUUUCCAAACACAAGCCAGUUCAAACAUGCGAUAAAACAUGAACUGCACAUAAUCUGUCAGGUUUGGAUAUGGAGGGUAACUGCCUUAGGGAAGAUUUGGUUCCCCCCUCCACCUCCACCCCUACCCCCACCCCCACCCUCUACCCUUAUUUUUCUCCAUCUCUUUUUAUUUUCUCUUGGCUGCCUCUGUCAACUUGAUGAGUGUUCUCGAUGUUAACAAAGAUUUAAUUUAUUAUUUAAAAGACAGGGCCUACUGUUUCCCUUCUGUAGUUUGAGUUGAAUCGCUGAAUCAAAGCCCCACCUAGACGUUUUAUUAUGAUUACAUUAUUAUUAUUGUUGUUGCCAAAAUUGAUAUUUUUGGCUGAAUGUGGCUGUACUGUAGCUUAUGCUGUGAUUAAACCAGUGUUUUUAUAAACUGAAAUUUUGGGGGGGGGUAGGGGUAUUCUUAAUGAUAUAGAGAUUAAUCUGCCAUUUGUUGUUGUGACAUCAUUGGCAUUUACAGGUUUACCAGAUGUUUUCCGUAUAUGCUGUAUGUAGACAUUUAUAGAAUCAUACCUCUGCUGUAUUUUGGCUCCAUGAAAAAAAAACCUGAGCCCUCACCUUGUCAACUCGGUGAGUCAUCUUUCCAGCCACUGCUUUGAUUUUGGAGAAGGGCGAUGUCAGUCAACAGUCCCAUAAGCGAAAUGUUUUGUUUGAUCUGGAGCAUUUCCUCCAGGCUGCCCUACAUGUUGCUUUGGGGAGCAAUGGUGACAUUACAUGGUCUCUCAAUCAGUGUAGUUACAUGACGUAUGACAACUUAAGCAAAUCUGACAGUGCAGAAUCCCUCCUCUCCCUCCGCCGGUGGGCCAAGGGAUGCAGCAGACGUAGGGACGAACAACACUCCAAGGCCCUGGGAAUGUGGUGAUGAUGUUUCAUCUUAUACAAACUGUCUAGGAUAAUGAUGAAGUCCCUACCUCGACAUCAAUUCAGUUACAAAGCUUCAUGUACAAAAUUAAACUGCAGUAUUUAGGGUUGGGGAGUGCAGGGAUAGAGUAUUGUACAAUGAUGUUCAAAAUGUAGUUGUGAUCAACACAAGUGCUUUUUAUCUUCAAAAAUCCCUAAUGUGUGUAGCAAAUUUACAUGCUGUAUGUUUUCUCCAGUGUGGGAUUAUAAUUUGCAGUAAGAUGCAGCAGUCACUGACUAUUUCUAUAUUUAUUUAUUUACAUGUCUCUGGUGUUCAGUCAUGAACGUGAUGUCAAAGAUUAUAACCCUCAGAAUAAUAACAAUAUUUAGUUUACAGUUUGUACAAAAAAAUGUGCCCUUCUUGUAAAAUAAACAUGUAUGUAUUUUUUUUUUC